Molecule: messenger RNA, 1464 nt
Organism: Arabidopsis thaliana (thale cress)
Lineage: Eukaryota; Viridiplantae; Streptophyta; Magnoliopsida; Brassicales; Brassicaceae
Gene: CLE43
Product: CLAVATA3/ESR-RELATED 43
Exons: 1
Coding region: 417-707 (96 amino acids)
Cellular component (GO): extracellular region
Source: RefSeq, marked reviewed
UAUACGUACUACUCUCAACAAAGAAUAACACUGCCCCUUGUUAUAUUACAUAGUCAUUUCAUUGAAUAUUUACACAUAACAGCUCUUUCAUUUAUAGAUAUAUGUGUGAACAAAAAAUUGAACAAAGCAGAGAGACAUAGAAAACGACAGUGACAGAGAGACUCACUCAAAUUAUACAAAUGAGUCAAUGACACAGCACGCAUGUCAUCUUCCCUCCGGCUGCGCCUGCUCCACCUCAUUAAAAGCAUAUAGAGAGACUAGAGAGAUGGGGAAAGAUAUGGAGUUGUCUCAUGUCUGAAUAUAACAAUCUCUGACCGUUCUUGUCAUAUCAAAAAAGAAAAACUCUCACGUUCGUUUUUUUCCUCAUCGAAACAUUCUCUUUAUAUCUUCUUCUUGAUCCUCAUUCUCUUUUCUGUAUGGGUUGUCGAGAUAUUCUGUUGACUUUCUCCGUCGCUCUCUUACUCAUCUCUCUCUUCCAGAUCUGGCUUUUCCGGGAAGGACGACAAGUUCCGGAACUAUCGGACGACCAACUAGGAAAAGACAGAAAUACCCUCAUGACCUCCAAGAACAAGAACAAGAACGAGGAUGUUCAACGGCUCUUCCAAAGGUAUUUCAAGGGAAGAUCUUUUGGUUUAAACAACACCAACUCUCGCUUUGAAGAUUCCAAUAGAAGGAUCCCUAGUUCCCCGGAUCGCCUUCAUAACUAGUUAGUUCCUGUCUUUAGCCUCUAUAUAUUCUUUUAUUUUCUCCCAUCUUCUUAUAAACUCGUACUUCAUUUUGUUAGUAUGUAUUUUUUUUUGCUUAAAAUUGCUAAUAUAUAGAUAAUAUGGUAAGAAGCGAGAGCAUUUUGGUUAUUUCGCAUUGGAAUCAAAGAAAUGUGCAUACGGUAAAUGAAAUAAACUGCGUAAUUUUUUUCUCUGUUCUGUUAUCGGUUUGUCUAAACACUUUAUGAGAAAUAAAUAAUUAUUCCUCUCUUGAAUAUAGUUUUUGUCCUUGUCAUCAGGGUCUUCUCUAUGUCUGUAAAGAUCCGAAUUACAAAAUUUAAAUGCCAUUUUCUAUAAAACUUAUAAAUAUUUUGGAAUCAUAUGUAUGAUGGUAUAUAUAAGUUUUUGUUUUAAAACACAUUUAUGUUACAUGUGUAUAUAUAAUAUUGUUGAGAUUUAUCAAUUCAUCUUUUUAUUGAUUUAUAUUGUUUCAUAACAAGUAUGUUUGAGUUAUCUUGGGAGUUGUCACCAAAAAGUAUAAACCAAAUUAGAAACAGAACAAAAAUGAUGAAUUGAAAGAAGAAUUUGAUCUCCGGUGUCUUCUCCACUGACACUUUCUUUAGCACAUAUAUAAGAAGAAAUAUUCAUCAAAGAGGUGCGUAUAUAUGCUCUGCUGCUUUCUCAUCUAUCAGAUUUAGGUAAGUUCUGUGUGUUCCUUUUUCACAAAUUCUUGUUCUUUGUGGUUUCAUAAAGGGAAAAU